AUGACCUCGCCCAUAGCAAAUGGCCACGGGCCUUGGUGUUCUGAGGGUCAAGUUAAACAAGAUAUCAUCAAAACGACUCCAGUUAUUUUGAAUCAGUGUUUGGACAUCACUUCUGCUACCAUAGCUUCUUCAAACAUCGGCCAUGUUGAAUCAUCUUCUGAACCAAGCAGCCAAAGCUCCGAGGACGAAGCACCGGACCCCAGUUGGUUCAAAGCUGCAACCAUUCUUCUGUCACUCAAGACGUCCUCUGAGGCGAGGCUAAAAGGGUCUCAAAAUAGAACGAUUGAUUCUAGUCCUUCUUGUUCCUCGCCUCGCAAUCACGUAAAAAAUGGAGCAAAUGACAAGCAAAGCAAUGGAUAUCACCUUGGCAACGGUUGUGACGAGGAACAAGACGAGAUGAGCAGAAAAGGGACACACACUAGCAAUGAUAAUGGUUUUGUAUCAAACGAAGACAGUUUUGAAGAGGACAACGAUGACGAUAUAGACAAGGAUCUGAGCACCACUUGCUCUCUUUGUCAUAAGGUCUACUCUCGACCCUCGACACUUAAAGCGCACAUGCGCAUACACACGGGAGAAAAGCCAUUUCAAUGUUCCAUUUGUGACAAGUCCUUUUCUCAAGAUGCCAACCUGAAGGCUCACUUGCGCGUACAUUCCAAGGAAAAGCCAUUUAGAUGUCAAAUAUGUCAGCGCAGGUUCGCGCAGUCGUCUUCUGUCACCACGCACAUGCGCAUUCACAGCGGUGAGCGACCGUACAAAUGCAAAGUCUGUUCCCGAGGGUUCGCCGACAGCUCCACGCUGACUAAACAUCUACGAAUCCAUACCGGGGAAAAACCGUACCAGUGCAAAGUCUGUCAAAUGAGGUUCUCGCAAUCUGGAAAUCUUAGCAGGCACAUGCGAUGUGUUAUUUUUUAUUGCGCAUACUUUCGUCGAGCAUGCGCAGUACGAAUAAGCCGAGGGUGGAAUGCAUUUGUCAGGCUAUAUGCAGAGCUGACGAUAAGCAUGGAAAAUCAGUGGCUUGAAGAGUCAAAAACCAAGACAAGCCAUGAACCACCAGAGACUAGGUUCCAAACAGCAGGAAUUCUCCUCUCCUUAAGACACUCAUCACUUCCAACACAUUCGCUUCCAGAGGGAUGCAUGCGGAACGUUCAGGGAUUUCCGUACCUUGCCGACACCCUGAAUCAAUUCCAGUCGGAGAAAAGCCAUAAGACUCCUCUCGACCUCCUGUCCUACACAGGUGGUAUAUUCAACAAUGUCCUACAAGUCAACAGUCCAGAUAGAGUGGCCACAGCUAUCGGUUUUACUGGUUUUAACUGUUUCAUUCCUCAAUUCGCUGACCUGCCUAACGGUUACUACCUGCCAAGUCCUCUUCCCAAUGGUGGUAUUCUUAAAACCGAUCACCUGCAGACUUUGACCCCGGACGAUCAGUUAAAUGUCUCGGUCAGCGGUAAUUCUUACAAUGUCACGAGCAGUUUCCCAUUGCGCAACCCAGACGGAYGAUAUUUUGGGAAUAGUUUAUCUGGAGAUACGCGUGAAAAUUCCUCCUCGUCUACUGAUCGACAAAUAGACGUCAAGUGCGAAGAACAGUUACUAAGCAACCAGAAUAGAAAUGACGUCACCAACUCAACCAUCUCAGAAAAGGAAGCGAUGAGGAGAAACGAAUGCCAUGUUUGUGGUAAAGUCUACGCUCGCCCGUCGACCCUCAAGACUCAUCUGAGGACCCACACGGGUGAAAAGCCGUUCAAGUGUUCCAUCUGCUUCAAGUCGUUUGCGCAAGAUGCCAAUCUCACAGCACAUUUGCGGAUACAUUCCGGAGAAAAGCCAUUUCAGUGCACUAUUUGCGAUCGCAGGUUCGCGCAGUCGUCUUCUGUCACCACGCACAUGCGCAUUCACAGCGGUGAGCGACCGUACAAAUGCAAAGUCUGUUCCCGAGGGUUCGUCGACAGCUCCACGCUGACUAAACAUCUACGAAUCCAUACCGGGGAAAAACCGUACCAGUGCAAAGUCUGUCAAAUGAGGUUCUCGCAGUCUGGAAAUCUUAGCAGGCACAUGCGAGUACACAAAAAACAUUAG
Molecule: messenger RNA, 2070 nt
Organism: Actinia tenebrosa (Australian red waratah sea anemone)
Lineage: Eukaryota; Metazoa; Cnidaria; Anthozoa; Actiniaria; Actiniidae
Product: zinc finger protein 420-like
Source: RefSeq, a predicted model, not a curated record